UCUCGUCAUACUAACUGGGUCUGUUCUAACAAUGGAACGAUGUGCAAAAUGAAUCGAUGAGUUGCGUUGUCUGCCUUGGGACUACCGAAAGACGAUGUUUGGAAGAUUUCCCAAAAGUGAAUAUCUCGAGUGCGUAAGACAUGCGUCUAAUUACACUGCUUGUGGCAACAUGGUGUUCCAUCCUUCCAUUGUGCGCCUAUGCUGGUAAGCCGGACUGCGCGGGCUUUCCUCAAGGCUGUGUGCCCGUGAAAGGGGAUGUUGACGAGUGCGCUUUGGAUCCCGACAUCUGUGGCGAUCAGUUGGCCAUCUGUACGAACAUGCGCCGAGGCUUCCACUGCGAAUGCCCGGACGGUUACUUACCUUCACCUGGCAUAAACUGGAAAAUCAACGUCACCGUCUGUGCAGCAUUGGAUUCUAUAUUGCCCACCAAGAAAAAUAAGCGCUUCAGAGUGGAUAAGGUGCUGGAGAUGGUCAGAAACAUGACUAGCGGUGGAUUACCUCUGAAGACCGUCUCCCUGCUGCUGGACGAGCUGGCCGAUGACGAGCGCGAGCGUCCAGUAAAGCACAGGCACGAGGUGCUGCUGUCCAAGAACAAGCUGGUGUCCAAACUGGUGGAGCGCACCUCCACCCGCGCCUCCAGGAACUUCUCCACCAAGACCACAGAGGGGGAGAUCCUGAGCAUCGGACCGAACGCCUCUCUCACUGGCUUUCCCCAGCUGAGGAUUCCGUCUGCCGACGUCUAUCUGGACAUUGACCUGGAGAGCGUUGCCCACAAGAACAACGGAUCAGCAUCGGUGGCCCUUGUUGCCUAUAGCGACAUGCAGGACAUUUUGGAGGUGGACCUGUUCUCCACUGCGGAGAACACCACGAAGGCCAUCAUCUCUAAAGUGGUGUCGGCCACUCUAGAGGACGUCGCCAACACAGAGCUCUCCAACUUAGUCAACUUCACUCUCAGGCAUAUUAACAUGUCCAACAUAAUGGGUAAGCUGCACUGUGUGUACUGGAACGAGAGUGCCUGGAUCGAGGACGGCUGCACCGUGAGCAAAACCAACAGGACCCACACGGUGUGCACCUGCGUGCACCUGUCCACCUUCUCCCUGAUCAUGCAGACGGAUGACAGAGCCCAGGACCCUGCCUUGAGGCUGCUGAGCAUCCUGCUGGAGACGCUGGGGCUGCUGAUCCUCACGCUGGCCGUGGUGACCUUUGCCCUCUGCAGGAAGAACCCACAGGUGAGCUGCCCGCCACGCCUUCACCUGUCGGCCUGCCUGCUGCUGGCACACGCCUUCUUCCUGGUCGUCCAGACCAACCACCGCAUGCAGGAGGUGCCGUGCGGGGUGCUCUCGGUCUUUGUGCAUUACUUCUACUUGUGCUGCUUCCUCUGGACGUCCAUAGAGGCUGCAGUACUGCUCCUGACCGCCAGGAGGCUGGACCUGGUCACCCCAGACACACAGCAGCUGGCCUCCUGGAAGUACAUGUACGUGAUUGGCUAUGGAGUACCCCUCGUCAUCGUGGGCAUGUCCGUCGGAAUGAAGCCUGAUGGAUAUGGGAGCCAGCAAUGCUGGUUGAGCCUAACAGACGGGUUCAUAUGGAGCUUCCUAGGACCUCUGUUUGCCCUCCUCGCAGUGAAUACUUUGCUCUUCACUGCCAUUUUCAUCAUCCUGCAGCUGUCAGACUGUGUCAUGUCGGAAGUCAGAUAUGUCAGAGGCCUGGCGUGGAGAGCCCUGUUCCAGAGCUUCAUGCUGGGUCUGCCCUGGCUGCUUGGCCUUUCUGCGCCUGGCAACAGAAGCCUGGAGGUCCUGGUCAUUCUCCUCCACUCCCAGCAGGCGUUUGGCCUCUUCCUGGUCCACUGUGUCUUCAACACGGAGGUGAGGAAGCAAUACAGCAAGUGGUGUCAGAAGUUCAGGCCCUCCGAUGAUGAGCCAGGUUUCUAUGGCAUUGCCAUGGAUACAGAGCAGGAUGCUUCAGGCAGGCGACAGAGGCGGUUUGCCCUCUCUGGUGAGCGAUGA
Molecule: messenger RNA, 2006 nt
Organism: Sardina pilchardus (European sardine)
Lineage: Eukaryota; Metazoa; Chordata; Actinopteri; Clupeiformes; Clupeidae
Product: adhesion G protein-coupled receptor E3-like
Exons: 13
Coding region: 141-2006 (621 amino acids)
Biological process (GO): cell surface receptor signaling pathway; adenylate cyclase-activating G protein-coupled receptor signaling pathway
Cellular component (GO): plasma membrane
Molecular function (GO): G protein-coupled receptor activity; calcium ion binding
Source: RefSeq, a predicted model, not a curated record